AUGUGCCGAGCGGCUCCAGCAAUGGUCGAGCUUGCAGCUUACUUCUUGACUGAGGGGAUUCCAUUCGCGUCUUCCCUCAAUGCGGACAUAACAGGCCCUCGUUUGCUGUACACGGAGCGCAAUUUUGGGGAGCUUGAGUUCAUCGAGAACCCCCUGCAACUAAUUUUGUUUCCAACGACGAACGAUCAUCUCCGUGAUGAAGCAGGGCGCCCAGAAUAUUUGCCGCAACUGUCCGAGGGCGACGCUCCAUCGGGAGUUCAACUUCUUCGUGCCAGAGAAAAGAGCGAAGCAAUACGCCGUCUGCACCGUCAGAUGCAGAAGAAGCGACCCCUCCACUUGCACCGGCAGCUGACUCACAGCGAAGGCUUAAAGUUUCGCACUCGACUACAAGUAUACAAGAAGCAGCGCGAGCACCUCGUCAACGAAUUGAUCGCGAAGCCAGUGCAGCAGCUCGCUAGUUUGGAACGUAUUGCCGCGCUAUCACACGACUUUGAAGCCUACACGCAAACACUGCUGGGGGGGAACGCAAUACUUUUCUCGCGAUUACUCCAGCUGCACUCUGCCCUGCUGUUGAUACAUGCUUGUGAAGACGAAGGUGCAGGGCAUUCGGGGACUCGUUCGCCGUCUCGAAGUAACUUGUUAUUCACUUCUUGCAGCAUGCUAAACUCUUGGGAGCCCAUUUCUCGUCCGUCGGCUGCAAGGUCUUUUACUGAUGCAGCUUUCCGGUGGUUGUGGGAUCGAAUAUUUGACUUAACUUCACGUCGAGAGGCAUUUAAGAGCGCCCUGCCCUUUGGCGACGCAGCAACGCUGCGCCUCAGUGCUGCAGCUGACAAGUUAGCACGCAUGGCUGCAACGGCACGUUCUGCGGGUAUUGCUAGGUUGGCAGAGUCAAGGCGCCUGCUUCCGAGCAAACUCAUUGGCAUCCGUCUGCGUAAACCUGCGUUGUCCCACCUGGAAAGGGCGAAGGGCGGUGGAACAGACAGGCGACUGCUUGUACUAGGUGUUUUCUCUGCAGCAAGCGACAAGCUGCUGCGACAGGCAUGCUUGCAGAUACAGAGCCCUCGACGCGAACAGCAGCGCGAAGAGAUGAAUCAGCUUUUUCAGCGUGGACUGGCAAACCACCCUGCUGACCCAUUCGCUUUCGCAGCCGUAGGCCCAGAACUUCAAGAGGUGUGUUCUUUGGUAAACAUUCCCGCAGUGAAGGUCCACACUAGGCUACCAGCAGAACGUUUUGCAGCACAAGACGUUGCGAAUGUUGCUGCAAAUCGCGUGGCUAAUGCGGUGGCCGACAGUUGGGUGCUGGUGGAGUUACUCGAAACAAAAACGUGGAUUCUCUCCAGGACAUUCGACGCGGUAACAGGCCGUCUUGCUAAGGAGAAGCUCCUGUCGUCGUUUGGGUCUGAACAGCGACAGCACCAGCCUGGUAUUGGCCAAUGGACAUGUCAGGGCUGGAAAGGUCCCUCCGAAAGUCGAAUGUACUUAUGUCACCUCUGCAUCCUCUGUGCAUCGCUUCUUUCUCUCGCAGCCAUAAUUCUAAUUAUUAUUGCUCUCUUUGUAUUCGUUGGCAAGGUAGCUUCGCUAAUCGUAGCUUGCCUGGGAAAACUGUGUCGUAGCGCCUGCGGCAUCUCCAAUAAACACAUUUGUGGCAGCUCUGAAAGGCAGCAUAAGAAGCCUCUUUUAAGACACAAGGUUUUGUCCCUGAAGGUGGCGGCCCUUGCUGGUGUAACCAUGACGAUGGAGGCGAGCGCUCUUGCGUGA
Messenger RNA from Eimeria mitis, 1758 nucleotides. RefSeq lists its product as uncharacterized. Bases 1 to 1758 code for a protein of 585 amino acids. The record is from RefSeq and is a predicted model, not a curated record. The transcript is spliced from 2 exons. Lineage: Eukaryota; Apicomplexa; Conoidasida; Eucoccidiorida; Eimeriidae.